Messenger RNA from Meira miltonrushii, 2120 nucleotides. Its product is annotated as DNase I-like protein. The record is from RefSeq and is a predicted model, not a curated record. Gene Ontology annotation, molecular function: zinc ion binding; DNA-(apurinic or apyrimidinic site) endonuclease activity; endonuclease activity. Lineage: Eukaryota; Fungi; Basidiomycota; Exobasidiomycetes; Exobasidiales; Brachybasidiaceae. Gene Ontology annotation, cellular component: nucleus. Gene Ontology annotation, biological process: base-excision repair. The transcript has a single exon. Bases 77 to 2014 code for a protein of 645 amino acids.
UAUUCAUCAUCAUUGCAAGUCUCAAGGGAAUCAAUACUAGAAAAGAUGCUGGCAAGAUAAAACUCAAAGAAGAAACAUGCGUAUCACCACUUGGAAUAUAAACGGUUUACGCACUUUACGUCAAUAUAGACCUUGGUAUUCACUAAAAGAUUGGCAAGCAUGUUUGGAUUACUUGGAAGCAGAUAUAAUCUGUUUUCAAGAGGUCAAACUUACACGUAAAGCAUUGGUAACCUAUCAUAGAGAUAUGUGUGUUGCAGAAGGAUAUGAAGCAUAUUACAACCUUCAUCCUACAAAAGGUUACUCUGGCGUAGCAACAUUUGUCAAAAAAGAUGUCUGUCAUGUACGAAAAGCAGAGAUGGGAUUGACGGGUGAAUUGGUACAGAACAAAGGUGACUCUCAAACCAGCAUUGGAGGUUAUCCUGAUCUACGUGCUCCUGAAUUGUCGGUUUACGACCAGAUCGAUCAAGAAGGAAGAGCAGUCGUGGUGGAUUGUGGGCUAUUUGUGCUUUUCAAUCUGUAUUGCCCAAACGAAACUGAUGAAGGUAGACGGGAGUACAAGAUGGGAUACUAUUAUACCCUUGCUGAACGAGUAGAGAAUCUAUUGGCAAGUGGACGUGAGGUGAUAAUCGUUGGAGAUUUGAACAUCGCCCAUUUACCGAUCGAUCAUUGUGAAGGUGUCAAUCAACGCACUCGUCAAGAGCAUCUCGACAUUCAUCCGGCCCGUCAAUGGUUGGAUCAGUUUCUCGUGCCAAAUGGAGCAUUUCAUGACGUCACACGAAACCAUCACCCUUCAAGAAAGUUCAUGUACACAUGUUGGGAUACCGUCAAAGAUACCAGACCGGCCAAUUAUGGCGUUCGGAUAGACUAUACAUUGGUCAGCAAAGGCUUGAUGCCAUGGGUAAAAGGUGCAGAUAUUCAAGCCAACAUUUACGGAAGCGAUCAUUGUCCGGUAUACGUUGACUUUCAUGAUGAGAUCCAGCUGGAGAAUGGCAAGACAGUAAAGCUAAAGGACACUUUGCUCUCGGAUCCUACCACCAAGAGGAAGUUGCCCCCAUUAGCAACUAACACUUGGCCAGAAUUCUCUGGGAGAAGGAUACAAAGCUUUUUUGCUCCUAAGCCGAGCUUGACGCCUUCGCCAAGUCCUGCUCCGAACGCACAACAAUCUCCUUCGCCUAUCUCAACAUCUGCAGUAUCAUCGACAAUCGUCAAACCAGCAGCACCAGUCCCUCCGUCAAAGACACCCCCACCAACGGUAUCGUCACAGACAAAUACUUCGAUUCCCACAUCUGCUACACCGGCAAGUCGUAAAGAGGCGAAGACUGAAUUAAAAAAGGCAACACCAUCCAAGAAGGUCAAUGAUCGCAAAAGCUCAACUUCGGCAAAGUCAAAUGGACAAACAAAUCUACGCUCCUUCUUCUCUCAACCAAAGGCACAGCCAGAUUCACAGGAUAUUGUGGCAAAGACAGAUGAUCAAGUUAGUCAAAGUACGGAGAAAGAUACAGAUGCAUCAUCAUCUACAAUCGACCCGACUUCAUCACCACUCAAAGAACAACCAUCACCAUCGCCAGAUCUGAGGAAAGGAGAAGGAGCAGACGCUUUUGAUGAUACGAAUAGUGCAGAUCGUGUAACUUCAGCAUUGGCAUGGGGAUCAAUCUUUGCGCCCAAACAGCCGCCAUUGUGUUAUACCCACAACGAACCUGCACGAGCAUGGACGGUGAACAAGCCAGGUCCUAAUCAUGGACGUAAAUUUUGGAUGUGUUCAAGACCGGUCGGGAGUGGCGGAACGGGUAAUCCAAACGAUGAUUUGAAAUAUAGAUGUUCAUUUUGGAAAUGGGAUAGCGAUAUACGUGCAAGACAAUCAAAAUUAGACAGAGACGAUAUUGGAGAAGCUCGUAGCUUUCAUGAAGUUGCCGGCAAAGCACCCCGAUUGGGAAGUGGUGAAAAACGUGGACCUGAACAAAGCGAAUCAAGAGCUCCUCAUAAAUCUGCAAUCUUUAAACGGCAAAAGAAAUAAAUUCAAUUUGUAUUAAAUUAGCAUUUUUCCUACGGACGAUUAUGUCAAAUUUGUAUUUUACGUACGAAAAGGUGAUAGCAUGUUUUUGUAAUGUAAUGAAAUGAUC